GGCAAGAUGCUUCGUACCCCCAAGUGCUCAAGGUGCCGGAACCACGGCUAUCUGGUACCAGUCAAGGGCCAUGCGGGUAAAUGCCGCUGGAAGCAUUGCAUCUGUGAUAAGUGCUACCUGAUCACCGAGCGCCAGAAGAUCAUGGCUGCCCAGAAGGUGCUCAAGAACCAAGCUACGGAGGAGCAGGGGGCAACCGUGGGCACGCAGGGUCCCCAGCUGCCUCCUAGGGCUCCGGCUCCGGCAGCCGCGACGGCCACGGCCUCAAGCUCCAGCAUUUGCCCACUGCCUAGGGCGGCUCUGGGAGGUGCUGGGCCAGGCCCCGCGGCCACCUGCUUCCUAGAGAGGUCCCCGCAGGCCCGGAGCCCAGGCCCGAGCGCCUUCCAGCUGGUCCCAAGUGGCCGUCCAGGCCCCAGCACCUUCCAGCCUGGGUCCGGGGGCUCCGGGGGACUGCACGACCGUCCUCCCGCGUGGCUGCCCCAGCUCAGGCCACAGGCACCCAGGCCUGAGCUUUGCUGCCCGGAUCAGCACCUGCCAGUGCGGCCCGUGCCCCGACUGCCGUUCGCCGACUACGGGCAUCCUCUGAGAUUCAAGUCUGAUCAUGUGGUAGGAGCUGGGUACCCUGAGAGAGAGCCGUUCAAGCAGUGCCCUGCCUGCAUCCCUGUGCCACCCUACCAGCCCUUCCCACUUUCGGAAGGCCAGGAUUCAUCCUCUGCUCUGGGGGUCCCUCAACAAAGAGGCUUUCGGCAUGUCUCCUGCGGCCCCUAUCAUGGAAGUGGCUUGGUGUCAGAACCAGCCAGAGACCUGCAGCCAACCUACUGCUCACCGCCUCCCCCUCCACUACCCCCUCCCCCACCCCAGCCACAGCAGCCCCACUUCCUCCCACCAGGCUACCUCUCUGCUCUCCACUUCCUGCCACCGCCACCACCACCACCAUCUCCACCAUCUUUCUCGCUGACCAUCCUGUAUGAUACAGACAAGGAGAAAACCAAUGAGCAGGGCGCAGACGCUCCCAGUGAGCCCAGCCAGCAGUCUACCCAGGAGGAGUCCAACUAAGCUGACGGCCACCUUGAAGGCCACUGGGUGGGGAUGGGUGGGGUUUUUUUUCCACCAUGUUCGUGUUAUAUAGGGAGGAAGGAUACUGACAGAUUUAAGAAGGCAGCUAAUUCCGACUUCAAGUUAUAAGGGGAGAGGUGGUUUCCAAGGUUCUCUGGAUCCUGUGUGGGUGUUGAAGUGGUGUACGAAGGGGGAGAGUCUCUGGGAUGGGCAGGGCCUUUGAAGAGUGGGGGCUGGUGAAACACAAGUUUAGGAAUGAAUUUAACCAUCCUGAGUCAUGUAUGAAAUUCACUUCUAGAGGUGAACCCCUGAUUUCCUCAAGCCUCACUCGGGACAGAAGGCACCAUCCAGUUCAGCCUUCUGCCCACUUUGCCUGAUCCCCAGGCUUGGGUACCAGGCUUGAUGUUUGAUCAAGGCUUCCAGACUAUGCAGGGCGGGUGCCAGGGACUGGGAUGUUGACAGCAGGCUCUGCAGCAUCCACUUUGCUCAGCCACCACCCCUCGCUCGUCCUCUUCCAGCAAGGCUUCACCUCCCCGUGAAGCUCCAGCAACGAUGGGCGUCCUUUCUCAUUUAAAAAUGUAGAUUUUAGUAUUCAAUGUUUUUAUGGUGGGCACUGAAGCAGUUCUCAGAGCAUAACAUGGCAGUUUGUUCUCCGAGGACAGCCGAGUAUUAAAUAAAGUGAGCAUUGGAAAUCCUC
Messenger RNA from Rattus rattus (black rat), 1750 nucleotides. It is a transcript of the gene Dmrtb1, whose product is annotated as DMRT like family B with proline rich C-terminal 1. NCBI's taxonomy places the organism in Eukaryota, Metazoa, Chordata, Mammalia, Rodentia, Muridae. The record is from RefSeq and is a predicted model, not a curated record. The transcript has 4 exons. Gene Ontology annotation, cellular component: nucleus. The coding region runs from base 7 to 1053 and encodes 348 amino acids. Gene Ontology annotation, molecular function: DNA-binding transcription factor activity, RNA polymerase II-specific; RNA polymerase II cis-regulatory region sequence-specific DNA binding. Gene Ontology annotation, biological process: germ cell development; sex differentiation; regulation of transcription by RNA polymerase II.